AUGGCCCAUCUUUCCGGCAUCACCAGCUCCCGGUGCUUUGCCGCCAAAGCUACUUUACCCGACCUACCCUAUGACUACAGCGCCCUCGAACCCUCCAUCUCCGGUAAAAUCAUGGAACUCCACCACAAGAAGCACCACCAGACCUACGUAAACUCCUACAACGACGCGGUGCAGAAGCUGGCCGAGGCGCAGGAAAAGGGCGACAUCCAAAGUCAGGUCACUCUCCAGCAGCUGACCAACUUCCACGGCGGCGGGCAUAUCAACCACUCCCUCUUCUGGGAAAACCUCGCGCCGUCGAAGAACGGAGGCGGCGAACCGCCGUCCGGCCCGCUCGCCGCCGCCAUCAACAAGUCGUACGGCAACUUGGAUGAGUUCAAGAAGAAGUUCAACGCGGCGCUGGCCGGAAUCCAGGGCAGCGGCUGGGGAUGGCUGGUCAAGGACAAGCUCACCGGCGAUAUUGCUAUCCAAACCUACGCGAACCAAAAUCCCGUGGCGGGCCAAUUCUCUCCUCUCCUGGGAAUUGAUGCCUGGGAACACGCAUACUAUCUCCAAUACGAGAACCGCAAGGCGGAGUACUUUGGUGCCGUCUGGGACGUUGUGAACUGGAAGGAAGUGGAAAAGAGAUUCACCCAAAUCUAA
This is a messenger RNA of Ophidiomyces ophidiicola, 639 nucleotides long. It is a transcript of the gene SOD2, whose product is annotated as Superoxide dismutase [Mn], mitochondrial. Gene Ontology annotation, cellular component: mitochondrion. The record is from RefSeq and is a predicted model, not a curated record. Gene Ontology annotation, biological process: superoxide metabolic process. Gene Ontology annotation, molecular function: superoxide dismutase activity; metal ion binding. The transcript has 4 exons. The coding region runs from base 1 to 639 and encodes 212 amino acids. NCBI's taxonomy places the organism in Eukaryota, Fungi, Ascomycota, Eurotiomycetes, Onygenales, Onygenaceae.